Osmia lignaria (orchard mason bee) is the source of this 6966-nucleotide messenger RNA. RefSeq names its product ion transport peptide (gene ITP). The record is from RefSeq and is a predicted model, not a curated record. Gene Ontology annotation, molecular function: neuropeptide hormone activity. Lineage: Eukaryota; Metazoa; Arthropoda; Insecta; Hymenoptera; Megachilidae. Gene Ontology annotation, biological process: circadian rhythm. Gene Ontology annotation, cellular component: extracellular region.
UUAAUCUUUGCAGGAUGAAACCCAGCUCGUGCCGCGCGUUUCAUCUGAAUUAAAUACCGCGAUCGGUAUCGAGGCGAGUUUGCGCGCUAGUACACCGCGAGCUUUCGUCGAACGCGUACAAUUUAGCUGAUCGUUAAUUGGCGAGAAACGCGUGUGUCGUUUAAUUCCUCUUGUCUUCGCGAAAUUCUCCUAAAUUACCAUUCUCGUAAGUGGCUCAAGGUUAAUAGCUGUUAAGCUUACUCACUCGUGAUCAAAUCAGUCUUCCCCGGGAAAAAUGCUGAUGUCCCGGGUUCUCACCCUUCUCCGUAGACAGCUACGGGGAGAAUGACGGUUAGGGAAGGGGACUCCCAUAUAUAUAGGGCUGUGGCGGACCACCAAUUGAGUAUAAACGUACGCGCGGGAAAAUUUGAAUUAACAUUUACUUUGUUAUUCGUACUUUCCAGUUAUACAUAAAAUUUUCUAAUAUUUUAUAAGUGAAACUUAUAUUAUUUAAUAUCAACAUUGUCGAAAUUAAAAUUUUAGGAAUUCCCGCUUAACCUGUGCCGCCAUUUUUCCCUAGGAAAGUCUGAUACGAUCGCGAGUACGUACGUAUCGAAGCUCGAUUAGAUAAUUCGAUUAUUCUCGAGAAUGGAAAGCAUUCUCGUUGACGUCGCCGUUGACGCAACGAUAUAUAAACGAGAAACGCGAAAAAUAAGAAACAUGCGGCAUCGGUCGCUCGAUUAAUGACUUUGGAGACUAUUGGAUUCGCUUAACGUUUAAUCAUCGUCCGCCGUUGGCAUAGGUUAAUAGGACUGUCCUUAUGUAAUUAACGCGAACGAUUGACGUCAUUGGCUCCUCUAUUUAUGUAGUCUCUGUUCGAUGAAUCGACGAAUCGCGCAUCGUACGUAUUUCUGUGUUCUCAUCCUGACGUUCGAUUCGUAGUAUCCAGUUGUUUCUACGAAAACGUUAUGACGCUAGAAAUGCUUUUCAUUCUUCUUUUUUUGCUCCUGCGCGCUCGUUCCGAGUAUUAAUUGCAACGGGUAAAAAAUCGAGAGGCGAACAAAUGAUUUUCCGCCUUUUCGAAACGAGUAUACCUACGCUUAGUAGCCCGCAUCGGUGUGUUUGCUCGCUUAAUUGCUUCGGCGAUUAGGGAAUUUUUUUAAUCGAAAAAUCCGCGCGUUUUCCAUUUUAUGGAAAUAAAGAGAGGAAAAAAGGAAAAGAGAUGACGAAAGCAAGAGGAAAGAAAUGAAAGGAAGUAGGAGGAGGAUGAGAGGCUCGGAGUCUCGCGUUUGGAAUCGCAUAUAGAUUCCCCACUUCUGUCGACUCAGCCUUUUCCUUCUCGUCGAGGUUACAAACAGCAUCUGUACACGUCAGAGCACACCUGGGUGGUGAUCUCGUGUAUUAAAUUAUCGUCGUGUUGAUCUUGCAAGCGAGCAGGAGAUCGUUAGUUUUACUCCAAGAUCCCGCGAUCGAGGACGCCUCGAUUCUUCGUCGUCCAUUCAACCCGCCUAUCUCUCCUCCUCCUCAAGUUCUUCGCCUUCUCCGCGUCCUUCUCUUCACCCCACCCCUCUAGCCAAUCCUUGCCCUCCCAUUUUCUCUCUCUCUUAUUUUCUUCUCUCUUGUCUUUCCCUCCUCACGUGCCCCCCCUCAACCUCAGCCCACCUCUUUGAUCUUCGAUCGUGACCAGAUAACCAGCACUUUCGCGGCACUUUCAAAGUACCUCUAGCUAACGUGUAUACAAGCCUGCCAGAAAGUUCUCGAACCUCCUCGUCCGCGAGAUAGAAUAGGAUGGGAAAGAAUAGGACAGAAUACCUCUCUCUUCUCCUCUUACUUCUGGUAAGUCAUAAUCUCCCUCUUUGCUUAAUCUCUUUACGACGUCCAAUUACCGCCUUAUUUAUCCUGCGAUUAGCUGAUAUUCACGUAACGCUGUGAAAAAGAAAAAUUGAAGAUGAAGGCGCAAAAGGAAUUGGCAAACACGGUUGAAUAUCGUGGAUAUAAAUAUCGUUUGGGUAGUUCUCGCUUCGUCCUGCCACCUCGUUGUCGCUUGAUUUACGAUUUCAACCCGUCCUUACUUCUCCCUCUUCUCCCUAUUUUCUGACUCCCUCCAACACGCAGGCAUGAUUGUUUCGACCCUACGUAUUAAAUGGAAGGAAAAAUUAAGCCGUGUAUCGGAAAAAUAUUGCAAAUUGGGCUGGAUGAUGGGAUGGAAAAGAAAAGGGCGAAAAGGGGUUGAAAAGGGUAGAGAAAGCCGUGUACCUGAGCGUACACACGGGUUACGAAUGUGGUAGGGAAGGAAGAAAGUUAAAGUCGGACAAAGUCAGGCACCGAUCAGGGAGGUGCACGCGCGGUCCUAGCGAGGAGGAGGUCCCUCCUGAGCUCGUCGAGCAACUCCUUCUCACGAUUGAGUCAUCCGGCAGAGGAAAAGGACCACCUGGCGUGGAGAGGCAACGAUUCAUCUAACGAUAUGGAACUGUUUCGCCUUGUACCUCCAUCCUCUUAUUCCCAUCAACCAGACUCGUUUCGACUGGAUUUUAUUCGACUUUUCUCAGACGAUGUUCUCACAUUAUCGCCAUUUCUCGUUCGUCUUUAUUUAUCGUUCGAUUUUUUUCAUCACGAUAGUUUGUCAUGGCAUUUGGGUGGUGUGGGUCGAGGGGGGGGAUGAAAUCGAUCCGUAUGGUUCUUAUAAAAAAUCCAGAAGGGCGAGGCGUGCGAGACGGUGAGCACGUACCGAUGGAAAGUUUGCAUUUGCUCGGGGGGGUAAUCGUUCGAUCGGUAUAACCAGAGUGACUGGGAUAACAGCGCACGACAGAGUCGUGAAGCGGUGCCGAAGGCUGUAUAGUUUUUUGCUAUGGGGGAUUUACAGAUUGCACACCUGUGCGUAGCUUGGCCGAGGAAAGACCUCACCUGUCGAGCAACCGGUCUCCAUUGACUUUUUCUUCGUUUACGUACACUCGCGUUGCUCGUUGCUCUCCCGCCUGACUCGCCGCUAUCUGCUCUUCAUCCUUUUAACCCUCUGCCUCUAUCGACGUCCAUUCUCUGUUCUAGUUCUUUCUUACCACCCUUUGCUUUCGAAUCGAUCUAAAACCGAUAUACAUAUACCCAAGGACUUAUUUUCGCUUUUCAACCAUGUGGGGGAGGUGUCGUUUGUGUAGUCCACUCGUCGAAAAGUAGUUUUCGUUCGAGUCACGAAUCGACGCGUGUUGUUUUUACGAAACGUAAAAUUACAAAUGUACAAGAAGUUGUUACGUAUCGAGUCGAAUACGUAACAUCUGUUCGGCAAACGAUCUCGGCCGAUCGGAUUUCACUCGACGAAUCGAAGGUAUCGAGGUAUGGCAAAUAUGUAUUCUCGACGCGUAUAAUAUCGCAGGACUUAUUGGCGAACGAUUAGCAGUUGACGGAGUUUCGGGUUGGAAUUCGAUGGUAACAUAGGGCGAGGCGAAUCGUUGACGAAAAAUCGGUCGAAUAACAACCAGCGACUUGUUGCAAACGAGCGAUAAACGAUACCCGACAGAUGGUAAUCUAUGAUCAACGAUCGACGGCUGACGGGUCCGCUAGUCGAUGGUUGAUGAUCAGUGAUGAUACUCUGAGAAAUCCGUUGGGCGGUCUUUAACGAUCGAGACUGAACGACUUUAGAGGCAAAUUAUCAGGCCGCAGGCAAUUACCAGGUGGGGGGUUCGAUAUAGAGUGGAGCGGUUUGAGAGUUCCGAGAAUCGGUCGUGGCUAAAAAUAAGAUCCCACCCGGGAGCAGUGAUUAUGUUCCGAAAAAAGAGAACUGGGCGAAACGCUCUCCUCGGCGUGUGCAGGUGCCGCCGAUGAGACGAAGAAAAAAGAAAAAGAAAAAAGAACGAACGAGAAACCGUCGUGCGUUCGAGAAUCUCGCAUUGCCCCGGAUCGCCGCGAGAGUAAGUAAGAGGGGCCCCAUGGUCUCGCGCGCAUUGCUAUGCAGUACCGUGCCAUUCCGUGCUGUGCCGCGUUCCGCCGCGGCCCGCCGCCCUGUCUCUCUCGUUCCAUUUCGUUCCGUUCCGUUCCGUUCCGUUUCGUUCCGUUUCGUUCCAUUCUGUUCCAUUCUGUUCCAUUCCGUUCCGCGCCUUUGCCGUGCUUCGGCUCGGCUUAAUGAAGUUGUCGGUUCAGGACGUUUACAGGUGGGGUCUACCUGCGUGUGGUCCAUUCACAGGGACUGCCGCAGGACUGGUUAGGAGCGGUUAACAUCUUUACUUUUACCCUCCUUGGAUCCGCUUUCGAGAUGCUGUGCGUUCGAGCGAGACCGAUCCUCGUUGUCGUCACCGUUGUCGCGCAGUUGUUUGUUACCGUCGUUGCAGAGUGGCAGGAGGGCGAUUCGCUAUUACGCUCGCUACGAAGCGACCGGUGAUAGACUUACGAGGAAGGGGAUUAUUCGGGAGAGUAGGGACUCUGAAACGUACAAACUAUGCAUCGACAACAGAGACUCCCGUCGCCAUCGUUACCCUCGUCGUCGUCGUUAUCGCUGCCACUUUCAACGUCCCGGUCGUCGGUCCCGAGCGUGUCGCUGUCGACGACGACGACGUCGUCACCGGUGACGGUAGCCGCGUCAACAUCAGCGUCAUCCUCGACGCCGCCGUCGCAGCGGUCUACCUUCUUGUCGUCUACGGCGACGUGGCCUACGUCGAACCAGCCGUCGUACUCUUGGAGCGUGCAGCAGACGUCCUGCUCGAGGUUAUCCUCGUUACCGAGCGAAUCCUCGAUCGGUUCGACCGUGUCGAUACCCUGCCCGAGAUUGGUCUCCGUGUUGGCUUGGUCGGUGACUUUGUUACUCGUCUCCUCUUGCAUCGGUCUGACGGAUGCUGGGAUCUUGAACGGGCAUCCAUUGGGUAAAAGGUCGUUUAUCGAUAUCCAAUGUAAGGGUAUAUACGACAAGAGUAUCUUCGCUCGGCUGGAUCGUAUCUGCGAGGAUUGUUACAACCUAUUCCGGGAGCCUCAGUUGCAUCAACUGUGCAGGAAAAACUGUUUCACGUCAGACUACUUCAAAGGAUGCUUAGACGUGCUAUUGCUGCAAGAUGAAGUAGAGAAGAUCCAAACGUGGAUCAAGCAACUUCACGGAGCGGAACCCGGGGUUUAGGCAAGGCUGCUUUGGUACGCAAUACUUUACCAGCUGCAUUCAAGCGUUGCUGCUUGAGGAUGAGAAGGAAAAAUUUGAAGAGAUGGUCGAGUACCUAGGCGGCAAGAAGUAAGAUAAAACGAGAGAGAGACGCGCCUUUCAUUGCGAACGUUUUCCAUUCGCAACAUCUACGAUCACGACGAUUCCAACGACAACAUCGACGAGGAACAACGAACGAGACCAGAAACGAGAUACCAGAUACCAGAUACGAGAUACCAGAUACGACAAGCUAUCGACUUCCAACAUUAACCAUCCUCGUAACUGUACGGAGAAUCUUGGAUACAACAGCAUUCGUUAAAUAUUUCGUUCACGCUUCCUUCUUUUUGUCACGUUCGAUCCAUCGAACACGAACCUAAACUGGGGAUUCACGAGUGGGGCCGCAUAAUCGUACGUACCUUCUUUGUUUUAUUCGGAAACGCAACGAUACAUUAGGUGAACGCGAAUGCGAUAUAUAUUCGAAUAGACCGGAAGAGAGAUCGAUGGAUCGAUUUUUAAUUUGACGCUUUUGAGGUUAGAGUUGAAAGUUUAACAGCGGUCGAUAUAGUUGUAUUCUCUUGUUUACGAUCUUUUUCCUCGUCUCGGUUCCGUGAAAAGAAAAGAAAAAAGUUGCGUGUCUCCGAAACACCGAUACGAAGCGGUAUUAACGAAUUCUGCACGCCUCCACCCCGGCCCUCGAUAAAACCCAUCUACGAAUCUAGUCGACAGAAUAUUUGCGCUCGCGUAUUGCGCCUUUUGUCUUUUUAUCCGAUUUAUCCGAUAAUUAAUUAUUUUUACGUCGAGUAUCGUCGCUCGUUAUUGCGCCGAUUAUUAUUUUUUAUUUCUUUUUAUAUACCGCUAUAUACCUAAUUCCUAUAGAAAGAAAACAACGAUCAUACCUUAUGCGUUACUUAUACACGAUGCAUCUGUUUAUCCUUUUUCCCUUUGCCGAAAUUGUCAUUGGAAAAACACUUGCGGAAACGAACGAUCCUGGACGAGACUUACGUUUCGUACGCGCGACAGUCAGAUCUACGGUUAUGCAACGCGACGCGAAUUUCAUUCCGAUGUAGAGUGUUACCGAUCGGAGAAUCGUUAACUCGAUUGGCAAGAAAAGGGCAUUGAAAAAUCGCGAUUAUCACGCACGGGCUACUUUUUUAGCAUCACUUAUAUUUCUUCAAUUACCACCAUCAUUAAUAUCGUGCUAGUAUAUAGCACACUCUACUAUUCCUACUUCUAACCCUUACCGCUAUCUCUCGAACAUCGAUAUUAUCGAUACUGUCGAUGGGCUCUCUACUUACCAAGUUCUCUUCGUACCUUCAUCAUGGCGUCGAAAAUUUUAACUUCAAAAUUCGAACACCUUGAUUAAAACUACUAUAAUUAUUCGCUUACUAUAAAUUAUCCACUUCUUUCUAUCGUUUCAUAUGCACUUCCUUCCACUAACCCCUCGCACCAUUACUAUCGUUACUAUUAUAUCAUAUUAUUUUAUAUUACGUUAUAUAAUAUUGUAUUGUUAGUUUAUAGUAUACUUAUUGUUGUUACAAUUUGUCACGAUAUCGCUACGACGAACUCCGUGUUCAUUUCAAAUUAUGUUUAGAGAAAGGAGAAACAGAGAAACGAAAUCGAACGGACGAGCGACAGAUCCGGUGUCAAUGAAACGACCGAUGCACACUGGCGCUCGUAAGUGUGAGUCGAACGAUGAACGGAGUACGUUACCCGUAUGUAGUAGACGCGUAAUAUUUAUUUAUUUCUUCACAUUCUUUAGUUUCGAGAAGGGCGAUCGUAAAGCGGUCAUAAAACUUAUCGACGAAUGUUCUUCGACGCGAUUCUAUCGUGUCGUAAGAGAAAUGAAAAAUGAAAAAGAAAAAAAAAAAGAUAUG